This is a messenger RNA of Anthonomus grandis grandis, 2371 nucleotides long. RefSeq names its product F-box/LRR-repeat protein 16. Lineage: Eukaryota; Metazoa; Arthropoda; Insecta; Coleoptera; Curculionidae. The transcript has 5 exons. Gene Ontology annotation, molecular function: protein binding. The record is from RefSeq and is a predicted model, not a curated record. Gene Ontology annotation, biological process: SCF-dependent proteasomal ubiquitin-dependent protein catabolic process. Gene Ontology annotation, cellular component: SCF ubiquitin ligase complex. The coding region runs from base 89 to 1534 and encodes 481 amino acids.
CUCCCCGAUCAACAUCCAGUGCCCGUCCGUCGCUCGUGCCGCACAGACACGCCACGAUAAUGUUCCUAUAAAAGUCGCCGUGUUCGCCAUGUCGUCCAUAUCAGCCCAGGGGGUGGUCGAGCGGGCCUCCGCUGAACUCUCGAAACGCAUCAAUGGAUUGGGGCUCAGUCGGGGCAGCAAACAUCACCCCUCUAAGGGGGGCAGCAGCGUCAUGGAGCGGGUCACUAACGUGUUUUGCGGCGGCAGUAGCGGUCCGGUCGCUGCGCCCGAAAAGCCCUCGAGACUCCUGCCGUCCGCGCGGCAAAAAUUCAUCGGCCCCGGCACUCCGCCGCUACGAAAAUCGCGGCCCCAUCCGGUUUAUUUGAGUUGGGAUCAGCUGAUCAUGGACGAGAGGUUCCUGGGCAGGUUUUUCCAGUACUUCAGUCCGAGUGAACGGUGUUUGUUGGCUCAGGUGUGCGUCCGUUGGCGGGACAUUUUGUACAGGUCGCAACGGUACUGGACAGGGCUGAUUCCGGUGCUGCAGUGUCGCGAGUUACGGGGGUUCCAACCGACCGAGAGGGCUCGCUUGUAUUCUUCGUUGCUUAGGAGAGGGUUUCACAGUUUGUGUUUGGUGGGGGCCUCCAACGAGGACGCCUUGGACUUGAUUAACACGUUCCCGUUGGCCUCCAAACACGUUCACACCCUGAGGCUCAAGUGCUCCAGCAUAGGGGAUCAGGGGUUGGAGAGUUUGAUGGAUCACUUGCAGGUAGCUCUGUACGAGUUGGAACUGGCAGGUUGCAACGAGAUAACGGAGCAGGGGUUGUGGCAGUGUCUGCACCCCCGGAUCGUCUCUCUCACCCUCACCGACUGCAUCAACGUGGCCGACGAGGCUGUUGGAGCGGUGGCCCAGCUACUGCCCGCCCUCUACGAGUUUCAGCUUCAGGCGUACCACGUGACCGAUCAGGCCUUGGGGUACUUCUCGCCCAAACAGGGCAGCAGCUUGGGGGUGCUACGGUUGCACUCCUGCUGGGAAAUCACCAACCACGGGGUCGUCAAUAUCGUGCAUUCGCUGCCGAACUUGACGGUUCUAAGCCUGUCGGGCUGUAGUAAGAUAACGGACGACGGGGUGGAACUGAUCGCCGAGAAUCUACAGAAGCUGCGGUGCCUGGACUUGUCCUGGUGCCCCAGAAUAACCGACGCUGCCUUGGAGUACAUCGCUUGCGACCUUAAUCAAUUAGAAGAGCUCACUUUAGACAGAUGUGUUCACGUGACUGACAUAGGUAUAGGCUACAUUUCCACGAUGUUAUCCCUGCAAUCUUUAUAUUUACGUUGGUGUUCGCAAAUAAGAGACUUCGGACUGCAGCACCUAUGCGGAAUGCGCAAUCUGCAAAUACUCUCGUUGGCAGGGUGUCCGCUGCUGACCUCCAACGGUCUCUCGAGCCUGAUCCAGCUGCGGCACAUGCACGAACUGGAGCUGACCAACUGUCCGGGGGCGUCCCGAGAGUUGUUCGACUACCUGCGCGAGCAUCUGCCCCGUUGCCUCGUUAUAGAAUAAAACGUUUUAACGUUUGACGCGGUUCGCUCUAUUUAUUUCGAUCCGGAGCGGCGCCUUUAAGACAAACAGCGGAUUAACAAAAAUGUCAAUCAUUUUACUACUAAAUGUAAAAAAAGUUCAAAGUAAUGCAUAUAAUAGCGGAGCUUUAAUGCCACACACAGUUUUAAAAGCUUUCGAUUCUAUAUAAAGAGACAUAAAGUAUACAGAGAGGUUUCAGGGUAGGUUGGGUUCCUUGUUCAGUUCUUCUUGGGCCACUAGGACAAAAUGGCCGCCUGUCACUUGUCAAGCGGCCUUCUUGCCCCAGUGGACCGUUCAACAUGGCUCAGAUCGUAAACGGUUUUUUGUCCAUUAAACAUAUUAUACUUAUGUCGAUGUUUUUUAGACGUGCAAUAUAUGUAUAUUUAAAACAAUAAUUUAUUCGAGUCGUACUUAUAUAUAUAUGUUUUCUACUGAGUGCAAUUUUACGAAGUUCCAUUCUCAUAUCAUUUAUUUGAUAGGGAGUAGCGGUUAAGACACUGUAUUUUAGCUUACACCGACUGACGUUUAAAGUUUUCAUUUUCGCUUUAAAACCUUCGAUUGUUGACUGUCACUGUCUAACCUCAAGAUGGCGUUACGCGUCAACAGGUGUGACAGUCACAACUGUCAAAAGGACGCCAUUUUGUCAUCGUCAAAAAAUAAAAUGGCGUCCCUCUGCUGUCAACGAUCAAGGUAAGCCACGGUUACCUUUGUGAUGUUCUUGUACCUAUUCCUACCGAGUUUUCAGAUAAUUAUAAUAAAACAAACUGAGUGUAAAUAGAAAGGUGUUAUUGGCCAAUAAAAUAGCUAUUUUAUAACAAA